Messenger RNA from Juglans regia (Persian walnut), 1415 nucleotides. RefSeq names its product RWD domain-containing protein 1. The record is from RefSeq and is a predicted model, not a curated record. Bases 143 to 904 code for a protein of 253 amino acids. Lineage: Eukaryota; Viridiplantae; Streptophyta; Magnoliopsida; Fagales; Juglandaceae. Gene Ontology annotation, molecular function: protein binding. The transcript has 11 exons. Gene Ontology annotation, biological process: cytoplasmic translation.
ACGAAGUGAUAGCGGGGCGCUGGAGUGGCCGUCUCACGAAGAAAGAGAGAGCGCUUUGAGCUCGUGGAGUCACUGACAUUUUCCGCCGGCGAAUCAGAAGUGAGAAAUAACUAUCGAAAGGCUGUUCAUAAGAAUCAUAACCAUGACUGACUAUCUACAGGAGCAGGAGAUGGAAAUUGAGGCCUUGGAAGCUAUACUCAUGGAUGAUUUCAAAGAAAUUCACUCUAGUGAGAGUGGUUUAGCUACUUCCAAUCGAUGCUUCCAAAUAAAGCUGGCCCCACAGGAUGAUGAAAUUGACGAGUCGUCUAUUCCAGUUCAGUUGGCUUUGAUUUUCUCGCACACAGAAAAAUAUCCAGAUGAGCCUCCACUUUUAAAUGUGAAAAGCUUACGUGGAAUACAAAUUGAAGAUCUUAGAAUUUUGAAAGAAAAGCUUCAACAAGAGGCGUGUGAAAACCUUGGCAUGGCUAUGAUUUACACACUAGUUGCAUCAGUUAAAGAGUGGAUUUCUGAACGAUUUUGUCAAGACACAACCAUUGAGAAUGCCAAUGCUGAAGAGGCUGCAAAAGAGGACAUAAUUAUUCCUCAUGGAGAACCAGUUACUGUUGAUACCUUUCUGGCAUGGAGAGAGAGGUAUGAAGCAGAAUUGGCACUAGAACGAGCCAAGUUAAUGCCCGAGUCUGUGCUUACAGCUACUAAGGAAAAGAAGCUUACAGGAAGACAGUGGUUUGAAAGCGGAAGAGCUGCUGCGAAAGGCGCAGCUCCAGUUACUGAAGGAUCUGACGUGGAAGAUGAGGAAGAGAUUGACUUUGAUGAUGAUGAUUUUGAAGAUGAUGAAGAUAUGCUCGAGCACUACCUGGCUGAGAAAUCUGACCCAUCCUCUCAUUCUUCCAGGAAAGCUAACUAAGAAAUGAAUAUGGAGCACUAUUUGGGAUGGAUCAAUUUGUGUAGUUUUUAUCACAUGUCUUUUUGCCUUGUUUAUCUUGAGGGGGGGAGAAGGGAACGCAGUUUUGCAACCAUGAUGUUCUUAAAUACAAGUAAAUAGGUGGUGGUGUUGCAUGAAAACAUUGUACAAGCCACAGAUGGACAAGAUAGAUUUAUGGACCUAUCUACCUCCACCCCCACCCGUUGAUCCCACAUGACGCCCAGGCCGAGAAAGGACCCACCGUCCCUCCAACCCAGAACAGCCAGAACUGCCGUCGUUUUCCUUAUUAAAGAAAAAUUUUCGAUUCGAAAUAUAUAUACUUCUUAUGUUUUCUAGUUAUUAUCAACAAAUGCAGCCUAUGUGAAAUAUUUUUCCCCCCUUUAUCGCUUAUUUCUUCAUGUAUAUUUGACUUUUCUGCCAACUUUUAACGUGUUUACGUGGCUACAAUGUACCUUAUGAAUUGUUAGCCUAGAAAGAACGGAGUUGCUGUGUA